AUGCUGCAGUCCAGGGCAUUGGUGAUAGCUCUGAUUCUGCUCCUUAGCACCACUCUCCCUGAAGUGCAGUCAAAGUCCAUCUUUGAGAAAGACCGUCGUGAGUUGCUGGCCAUCCCUGAGACUAUUGCAUCUUACUUCUAUGAAGCUGUGAACAAGGUGUCCCCUAAAGUCAGUCAGUUCUUGUUAGAUACUGUCCAGAGUCCAACAGUUAUUGCGGCCAGACAGAGAAUCGCCAAAGAAGCAACUAAAGUCAGUAUAAUGUUUGAACAGCUGGUUGAAAAAAUAAAGAACCUGUGGUACACAAGAGUCCUAGGCUAUUAGCCAAAUGAAGACAAGUCAGUGUUUCCCGAUGUGAGUGUGUAACACCCUGCAGUGUCCUCUUUCCCCCUGCCCCUCCUACGGACCAAGAUCAGUCAAUAAGACAGAAUCGAUGCUCCUCUUAAUGCCACUAGAGGGAACCCACCUUCAAAGACCAAAAGAUGGAAGGCAUCUGCUGAAGGUAUCUGCUGAAGCCUCCCGGGAAAAAAAUCAAGCGGCUGGGCAUGGGGAAGGCAAUAUAGAGAUUGUAGAGUUCUUCUGUAGCCAAAUCUUGAAAAUUAAUUCCUCCUGAAUGGC
Molecule: messenger RNA, 615 nt
Organism: Vidua macroura (Pin-tailed whydah)
Lineage: Eukaryota; Metazoa; Chordata; Aves; Passeriformes; Viduidae
Product: apovitellenin-1-like
Exons: 3
Coding region: 1-321 (106 amino acids)
Biological process (GO): lipid metabolic process
Cellular component (GO): chylomicron
Molecular function (GO): enzyme inhibitor activity
Source: RefSeq, a predicted model, not a curated record